ACCAAAUGUUACACUUUGUAGUUUAUACACUUGUCUUUGUUGCAGGAUGAGUGUUGAUGGUUGGCGAAAGUAAAGCAUGUGAAUGUCAUAGUAGGUUGUGUACUACUACCUAGGCCGCCAGGGUCCGCCGAGGAAAACUGAAGCUCAUCGCCUCAACAUCACCGAAGCCUACCUCCACCACCCCGCAGCCCCCAUCUCUGCCUGCACAGUACAAACAGCAGCGCCUCGACCGUCGAAACUACACAGCCGCUCCGUUUCAUCUCUUACGCUCACUCUUGAUAUCAACGGGCGUUGGACAACCCCACGAAGCUUCACAAUGGCCAUCCUAGGGACAGCGCUGAAUGGCAUCGGCGUGCUCUUGCUUACACAUGCUGUCUACUCGACCCACGAACAUACAGCAACAUUCACAAACACACCCUUGCCCCUCGACAUCUCGCUUGAGCUCCUCACCUCCAUCCUGCUCCUCUCACUCGGCAUCGUCAUUUCCUUUGCGCCGCUGAAACCGAUACACUACGCACAAUGGGCGGGUCAGAUGUCACGACAAGGGCAGCAAAGCGAGGGUCACUACACGAGAGAGGGUGAGGAGGUUUUGAGCGAGGGCGACCCAUAUGCGUUUCUCGGCCUGGACGCAGGCAUUGGUGGAAAUAGUGAGGGCAGGAGGGGAUUCUGGGAUGUCAAAGGAAAGAGGAAGGAAUUCGAGACAUGGGUGAGGCAAGGUGGAAAGUAGGAUAUGACUACAAGAAUAUACUGUGGACGACGUGUGUCUGGAAGGCCAGCAACGCAUCCCGAUACAAAAAGGCCCGGUUCACCAGUAAGACAGGUUUACAAUACAAAAAUGGCAAUAACAAUAAACACGGUCGAGCAUUCUGAA
Messenger RNA from Bipolaris maydis ATCC 48331, 871 nucleotides. Its product is annotated as magnesium transporter. The record is from RefSeq and is a predicted model, not a curated record. Gene Ontology annotation, biological process: protein folding in endoplasmic reticulum. Gene Ontology annotation, cellular component: EMC complex. NCBI's taxonomy places the organism in Eukaryota, Fungi, Ascomycota, Dothideomycetes, Pleosporales, Pleosporaceae.